AUGGACCGAAGAGAAUUCCAUCUUCAACCCAUGAGCAUCUGUUACAGGAUCUACCAUUUCCUCAUAAAAUCUUUGACUUCACAAGCGUCGAAGACAGUGACUUUAGGCCGUUCUAGACAUGAGAGUUCAAGUUCAACUGCUCUAAGAGGUUCUGAGUCUAGAGCAGAAAAGGAGGUUCAGUCAGAGACACCAAGCGAAGUUGAUGAUGACAAGAAGCUUCCACCAAGUGAAGGUAUUGUAGCAGACUCUAUUUCUUCGGAUGUACAAGAAGCUGAAGAGAAGAAUAACCCGUGCAUGAACGUUGAUAAUAAGAUGGAAGGAAAGAAUGAGGUAUUCACAUUGCCAACGCCAAGCUUAGCCCCAACGCGAUCUAUAAAGAAAACUGUAAGCAUAAAUGAGAACGUGGAAGAGAUUCGGCCGCCUAAGAAGUUGAAGAGGAAGUGGAGCAAGUCCCUCCAAAAAAUAGGUUCUAGGGAUGAAGACGAAGAGUCAAUGCCUCCUCCCCGAUCAAUUCUGAAAGUGAGUUCUGAUCUCAGUGACAAGUCAUACUCCUUUUCUUAA
Molecule: messenger RNA, 561 nt
Organism: Sphenostylis stenocarpa
Lineage: Eukaryota; Viridiplantae; Streptophyta; Magnoliopsida; Fabales; Fabaceae
Source: the annotation of a GenBank genome assembly